GUAAGUUUACGUGGAAAAACAUGGCGGCGGCAGUGGCUGCACUAGCUGGCAGUUGUCAACGCGCAGCCUGACAAUCCCGCACGGUUUUGGGACGUUUUUAUCGGAAUUGUUUAAUGUCACCCGGCCAGAUUUAAUCGUAAACGUCGGUGCUAUUAAUCGACGCUUCGUAUGAAGUCAUUUUAUCCCGUGUUUAGGUUCAGAAACCGCAGAAAUGGAGGAUGAGGAGCGGCGGAGGAAGCUGGAGGCCGGCAAAGCGAAGCUGGCGGAGUACAGACAGAGGAAAGCUCAGAGUGAUGGACAGAAGAAGAAGAAGAAGAAAAAGAAUAAAGGAUCAGAACAGGAAGAAGGAGAACAGGAAGUGAGUGGAGAGAGAAAGGAAGUACCAGCUACAGAGCUUUCCUUUUCCAGAACUCUUCGUAGUGGAGAAACUGUUAAACAUGACCAAACGUACACAAUAGAGCCUGAGAGUGAGAUCUCCACCACGGCAGAAGAUUACUCCUCUGAGGUGAAUGGUCAUGAGACGGCUGAGCAAUCGCUGGACGUUGGGGAGGAGGAGGAGGAGCUCUAUGCCCCCAGCAGAUUACAGGAGAUGGAGAACGAACUCGCCGCCAAGAACAUGGCGGUGGAGGAAUUGAGCCGAGAGCUAGAGGAAAUCAGAGCUACGUUUGGAGCUGAAGGAGUGCAACAGCUCCAGGACUUUGAGGCAGCGCUGAAGCAGAGAGACGGCAUCAUCACACAGCUAACGGCGAACCUGCAGCAGGCUCGGGCGGAGAAGGACGAGGUGAUGCGCGAGUUCCUUGACCUCACUGAAAAAAGCCAGAAACUACAGAUCCAAUUUCAACAGUUGCAGGCAGGUGAGUCAUUAAGGAGCUCCAGUAUCAGCAGUGCUGCUGCGGAUCUCCUGCAAGCCAGACAACAAGUCCUGCUUUAUCAACAACAGCUGGAUGAGAAAGACGCAACGGUCAGAAGUCUCCAGAUGCAGCUAGAGAAAAGGGAUGGAAAGAUCAGAGGUCUCCAGGAGCAGUUAGAGGACAGAGACGGAAAUGUCGGUAGUCUCCAGAUGCAGCUAGAGGAUAGGAACGGAAAGGUCAAAGGUCUCCGGGAGCAGACAGAGGAGAUGGACGGAAAGGUCAAACGUCUUCAGGAGCAGCUGCAGGAGAGUGAGGCUAAGGUCAACAGCCUCCAGGAGCAGAUGUCACAGAUGGUGCAGAUCCAGCAAAGGAUGUCCGAACUCGAGAUGGUCUCAAGGGAUACAGAAGAAUCUUUUACCCAGAGACUUCAAGAGAAGGACUUGCGGAUUGAAGAACAGGAAAGGCUAAUACUAGAGCAUCAACAAUCUUUAUUCCAACUCCGGGACAUUCUCCAAGAGUCUGAGAAGCGUUUCAUUAACAUUAGUGAACAGCUGGAAGCAAAGGUCCGUGACCUAGAGGGUUGUGAAGCAGAGCUGCUGGCCUCCAAGGAGAAGGAGAGACUUUCAUCAGGUGAAGUCUUGCAACUGAUGGGCACUGUGGAGGCCCUUCAAAAACGCUACCAUCAGGGCAGCCAAUCAGAAGGCGAGGUUCUCCAGAGGGCAGAGCAAGAUGCUACACGAAGGCUGGACCACCUGAGGGCAGAACUGGACGAGAUGUAUGGGCAGCAGAUUGUUCAGAUGAAACAAGAGCUCCUUGCUCGGCACACGGAAGAGAUGACAAAUAUCCUCAAUCAGCAUUCCACAGAACUGAAGAUUGUCUUGGACCAGCAUCGCAUUGAAAUUGAGCGAUUAACAUCUCAGUUGACUCAAAGCACCGGAGAGGUCAAUGCCCUGAAUGUCAGAGUGAUUGAGCUCCAGCAACGGCUGCAGGAGGUGCAGGUCUUGCGAGAAAAAGCUGAACAUGACCUCACACAAAGGUCUGAGGAAAAGAUAUUGCUGCAAAACCAGGUGCAGCAGCUCAUAGAGGACUUACGCUUAAAGGAUCAGGAGAAGAGCCAAUCGGAGGUGCAUCUCCAGCUUCAUGCUACAAUAACUGACCUUAAGGCUCAGCUAGCAUCUGUUCAGGAAGCCUCAAUUGAGCUGGAGGCCAAGCAUGAAUCUGAAAUUACCAACUACCGGAUUAAGCUAGAGAUGCUGGAAAGGGAAAAGGACGCAGUACUUGAUCGCAUGGCUGAGUCGCAGGAAGCUGAGCUUGAACGCCUCCGCACGCAGCUGCUAUUCAGCCAUGAGGAGGAACUUUCUAGGCUUCGUGAGGACCUUCAGCAUGAGAGCCAGAUGAAUGUGGAGAACCUGCGGGAUGAGCUCAACCAGCGACACGAGGAAACUGUCCAACAACUCCGCAAUGGGUAUGAGGAACGGAUGAGGGUGGCUGAGGAUGAGAGGUCAAUUUUGGCAGCAGAAAGAACCUCACUGUUGCAGGAGAUUGUCACACUGAAAAAUGACCUGAGCCAAGCACUGGAGAAAUCUCGAGUGGAGGAACUGGUCUCGCAACUGAAGGCCCUGCAGGCAGAGAUUCAGGAGCUAAGACAGAGACAAAGUGAAAAGGUUGAACCUGAUGGGAAACUGUGCAAAAAUGAACUGACAAGGGACUCUGAGCAGAGUUGGGAGAGAAUGGAAUCUGAAAAUAAACUUCUGAAAGAAACAAAUGCAUCCCUGGCAGAAGAACUGAAGUCUCUUGAGGAGGAUAACAAGAUGCUGAUGAAGAAAAUGGACAGUCUGAUUUCAGAGAACAGGCAAGCAAAUGAGGCAGCUGAAGAACUAAGAGCUGAAAUUGAGAGGCAGAAAAGCACAUUCUCAUUUGCAGAAAAGAACUUUGAGGUGAACUACCAGGAGCUGAGAGCAGAGCUGGAAGAAAGACUUCGGGAACAGACGUUGCAGUAUGAAACAAAACUCCAGGGCCUUGAAACACAGCUUCAAAAUUUAAAGUCCGGAAAAGAGCAUGGAUCCAUCCAGAGUACAAAGGAAGAGAAUGAAGAACAAGCUGGAGGAGCAUUAGUGGAAAAAGACACAACAGAGCUGAUGGAGAAGCUCCAAACUGUGGAGCUGGAGAGGGCGGGGCUAGUGAAACAAGUGGAACAGAAGGAGACCGAUAUAGAGAACAUGAAAAUAGAGAGUGCAAAGCUGGUGGACCAGAUUAAAAGGAGGGAAGUGGAGUUUAGGAAAGUAGAGCAGGAGAAGACAGGGUUAUUGGAACAGGUGGAGCAAAAGGAGGCAAAGGUCAAGAUGGUGGAGCUAGAGAGGGCAGGGCUUCUUGAACAGUUGGAGCAGAAGGAGGUGGAGCUAAAGAGGUUUGCACUAGAGAGAGCAGGGUUGGAAGAACAGACUGAAUUGAAAGAUCUGGAGUUAAAGAGGGUGGAGCUCGAGAAGGUAGGGCUGGUGGAGCAGGUUCACAAGCAAGAGGCAGAGCUACAGCAGAAGGAGGCAGAGCUUGAAAAGAUGAAGCUGGAGAAGGCAGAGCUGGUGCAACAGGUGGACCAGAAAGUGGUCGUGCUACAGCAAAAGGAGGCAGAGCUCCAGGAGAUCAAGCUGGAGAAGGCAGAGCUGGUGCAACAGGUGGACCAGAAAGCAGUAGUGCUACAGCAAAAGGAGGCAGAGCUUCAGGAGAUCAAGCUGGAGAAGGCAGAGCUGGUGCAACAGGUGGACCAGAAGAAGGUUGUGCUACAGCAAAAGGAGGCAGAGCUCCAGGAGAUCAAGCUGGAGAAGGCAGAGCUGGUGCAACAGGUGGACCAGAAAGCAGUAGUGCUACAGCAAAAGGAGGCAGAGCUUCAGGAGAUCAAGCUGGAGAAGGCAGAGUUGGUGCAACAGGUGGACCAGUGGAAGGUUGUGCUACAGCAAAAGGAGGCAGAGCUACAGAGAAUGAAGCUGGAGAAGGUGGAGCUAAUGCAACAGGUGACCCAGAAAGAGGUAGUGCUACAGCAAAAAGAGGCAGAGCUUCAGAAGUUGACAGAAAAAGAGACACUAGUGCAACUGGUGGAACAGAAGCAUGUAGUGCUACAGCAAAAGGAGGCAGAGCUGCAGAGGAUGAAGCUGGGUAAAGUGGAGCUCACAGACCAAGUUCCAGUAAAGAAGGUGGGUCUUAAGGCAGCCAGGAAGACAAGACAAAAAGCCAACAGGGUCAAAAGUUUAGAGAUGAAGCCUGACACUAAGAAACAGAGUCACCUCAAGAUUCAGUUUUCUGAGGUGGAGCUUCAGGAAGAGGAGGCGGGUAAGACUGAAAAGCUUUUGGCUCCGCCCCUUUCCCAGGCUGCUGCUGCGGAGGAGGAGAGAGUGAGAGAGACGGAUGUCUGUGUUGUGCAUCGCGGUGAUGGCGUGAAGCAGAAAACACACGCUCGUACUAAGAUCGUCGCUGCUGCGGCGACAUGCUCUCAUGCACACACUGACACACACACUCAAACACACACUCAGCCUGCUGCUGCAGCGACGCACACAGACAGAGCGAACAAGCCGGAGAGCGACUCGGAGAAACAGGUGGAGAGCCAAUAUGGAGAGACAGACUUGGUCCCCACAGUGAUACACACAGACAGCAUGGAAGGCAUUGAACAUGAGGAAUGCAGGCUGCAGAUGGAGGCUCAGCGUAUCAGCCUCUCUCAGAUUCAUGCUGCUCAGUUAGAACUGCUUAAAGAGAGACUGCCUGGGUGGGAGGAUCCUGGGAGACAAGGCGGGGCUAAAGCCUGCAGCCCCUCACUGAGCUCCAUCACCCAGGACUGCACACACCUCCUCCAGUUGAUUUCUGGUGUGUGUGGAGUCGACGCUGUGGAUGUGACGGAUGAACAACUCCAGAAUCUCCGACCUUCCACCAUCAGAGAGAUUAUAGACACAACCCGAGAUGUAUACCGAAAGCUGCAGCAGUUGGACAUGGGUGUUUUAUCUUCACACACUUGUCUUACAACGUCACUGAGUGAGGAUAGAAAUGAGACGGUGUAUGAUGAUCACUCAGUCAGAACUGAAGAUGAUGUCCACACCUCCACACUCUCUGACCUACAGGAGGAGCCUCAGGAGGUGGUGAAGAUGGUGCUAAAGGAGCGUCACGAACUUCAGGAGGAGGUGAAGCAGAAGAUGGACCCUCAGGAGGAGGUGAAGCAGAAGAUGGAGCUUCAGGAGGAGCAGCACAGGCAGGAGAUUCAGCGUCUGAGGAGUUACUAUAGUGAGCAGAUCAGAGAAACGGAGGAACGCUACACCAACGAGAUCCUCCUUCUGCAGGACCAACUUCAGGACAUGACUCCAGCAGACACCUUGCCCAGCAUGCCAAGUGUUUCUGCACACACACAGGAGCAGCAGCUUCAGAUGCGACAGUGUGAGAUGGAGGAGGAGAUUGCCAGGGUGAUCGUGCAGAUGUCAGUGGAGUUCGCCAAGCAGAGCGAGAUGAAUCGCAUCAGCAUGCAGAGCGACAGAGAGAGACAGCAGCAUGAACAAAGUGAGGAGACACAGGAGGGGGCAGCACCUGAGCGAGUGCUUCAGAAGGAGGAAGAGCUGGGGAGAGGAGGAAUGGAGCGACGGUAUCCCAGCAUGCAGUGCAGUAGCACACAGACAGAAAAGCUGCGGAGAAGUGGAGAGGGGGAUGAGGACAAGGAUGAGGAGAGAGAGACGAAGAAGAAGGACGAGCAGUGUGGGGAGGAGGAAGUGAUGGUGACAUCACAGAUGACAUCAGCACACACACAGGAAAGACUGCAUCAGGUGUUAACGGACAUGUUAAAGAUGGCCGCCUUGAUGGAGGAGCUCGUCAGAGACCCGGACGUGCCUGAGGUGGACAACUCGAGCCCGUUGUCGGGGGCAACAGACAGUGACGAGGGGCUGGACAUGUCUCAGGAGGCGGGGCUUGCUGUGGAGGGGGUGGGGCCUGUGUGCAGUGUGAGCUCCAGGCUGCAGAAGGCGAUGGAGAAGCUGCUCCUCACCCUGACUGAGACGCAAUCACAGUUGGAUCACGCUCGGUUAACUCAGACGGAGUUGAUGAAGGAGAAGUUCAGUUAUGAUCAGCAAAUCGCCGACUUACUAAUCAGACAGGAGGAGCUGCAGCAGAGACUAGAGGAGGAGAGAGCUGCUCGAGAGAAGCUCACACUGCAGCUCCAUCAAGCUGAAGGUUUGAUUGACGGGUAUUCGGGUGAGAGGCGGGCCCUGGAGGAGCAGGUGCGUGAGGGGACGGCACUGCAGCAGCAGCUGGAGGCGGAGCUUCAGACGACAAACAGCCGACUUCGGGAACUACAACAGGAAAGAAAAGAAGUUCAGGACCAGCAGGACCUGUUACUACGGCAACAAGACGCCAUGAUGGGCGGAGCCACAGAGGCAGAGCUAAGCCUAGUUGAGGCUGCAGUUGAUGAUGCACCUGAGGCAGGACUUCUGGAGGAGACGGAAAAGCUGAUGCAGGAGAAGGUCGAUGUUCAACGACAGGCCCAGAAGGAUCACGCAGAGCUUCUGGAGCAGGUGAAGCAGUUGGAGGCGGAGCUUGAGGAGCAUGUUAAAGCCAUGGCCAAGCUGGAGGAGACUCACCUGUCCGAGAGCGCUGACCUCCGGCAGCAGAUCCACGCUCUUGAAAAACUGCUGGAGAACAACCGGCGCUUCCUGGAUGAGCAGGCUGCGGACAGAGAGCAUGAACGAGAUGUGUUUCAGCAGGAGAUCCAGAAACUGGAGCAGCAGUUGAAGAGCAGCAGUAAGCCUCAGGCUGACCACAGAGAGGUGGAGGAGCUGAGCGUGGCCCUGCAGGAGAAAUCUGAUUGGUGCAGUGAGCUCUUGUUGCGAGUGGAGCAGCUGCAGAGGGAUGUGCAGGAGCGUGAUGAGGAGAUCGAGCGGCAGGAGGAGCGCGUGAGGGUGCUGGAGGAGGUGCUCGUAUCCCACGACAACCACGACAUCACGCCAACCAGGGAGGACAGUAAGCAGUAUGCCUCCAUGGCAGGCGGGGCUCAUGCCACCCUGGAGGCUUUACUCCAGACAGAGAGAGAGGCGCUGGACAGGAAAGAAAAAGAGAUUGUGAAUCUGGAGGAGCAGUUGGAGCAGUUCAGGGAUGAGCUCCAGAACAAGAGUGAGGAGGUUCAGCAGCUCCACAUGCAGCUGGAGAUCCAGAGGAAGGAGAUCAGCACACAGCAGCAGGAUCUUCAGGCUCACACCAGCUUACACACGGUCUUGGAGGAGAAGAACAGGCAAAUUGCUCUUCUUAAUGAACAGAUUGCUAAACUUCAGCUUUCGGAAACUACGAAGCCUGACGACAAGGAGGUGGCGGUAAAGAAUGAGCAGGUGCGUGAGCUUGAGUCUCAGGUUGAGUACCUUCGUGGAGAACAGGAUCGGCUCAAACGAGACAGUGAGGAAGAAGUGGAGCAGCUAAACUCUGUAAUCGAGAAACUCCAGCAGGAGCUUUCCAAAAUUGAGCACAAACAACCUGCCGAGGAAGAGGAGGAUGAUGAGCAAGACCAGCAUGAUGAACUGAAACAGAAGAUGGACCAAAUUCAGAGAGAGCUUGACGCCCUCAAGGAAGACCACUCCUCGCUUCUCAGCAAAUAUGGAUCCCUGCAGGAGGAAAGAGAGACAAAAGAAGAAAAGGAGAAAAAGAACGAGAUGCUAGUUCUUGAACUUGAAGACAUGUUGAGGGAGAAAACUGCAGCAUUAGUGGUGGCCCAAGUUCAGAUUCAAGCUUUGGAGGAAAGUGCAAACUCCACAGUGACCAAUUUAACCCAGCGAGUGGAGGAGCUAGAGAAUUACCUAGAAGACAGAGAGGUGGAACUGAGGGAUUGUAGAUCAGAGGUGGAUAAAGUACAAUCUGAAGCAGGAAACCUCCAUCUGAAGAUCUCCCAGCUGGAGGAGAAACUCAAGGAGAAGGUAGCUACUUUGAGCCAGUUGGUCAACCAAGAGCAUCUUGAAACAAACAUCCAAACCAAAGAGUCUGAAUGUAAGAUACAAAGUGGGACUGUUUUGGAUGACAUUGUGAAAGAGGUGGAAUUAAAUAUGGAACAUGGAGAACUUUUGGGCAAACCCAUUGCUGGGAAAGAGCUGGGAUUAAAGCAGCAGUGUGGGACAGUACUGGAUCAGGAGAAUGAUGGAAAAGAGUUGGGAUCAAAGGUCAUUGCUGGAGAAAAAAUGGAAUCAAAGGUAGUUGAACCCACUGCUGGAUUAAUGGGAUCUAGUUCAGAGCUGGAGGUCGAACAGUUUGCGGUAAAUACCAUGGAGAAUGUAGUCCUCCUGACGGAGAAGUUGAGAAAUCUGGGAGUAGAUCUGAGUUCAAUGCCAAAGGACCAAGAACUGCAAAAACAUCUGCUUGCCAGUUCAGAAGAGGAGGUUGAAGAGUAUGAGAAAAUGCUGACUAAGCUCAUGGAGCUGCUCAACCAAAUGAAAACAACACCUACAUCACCUGCAGCGACCUCAAGUGAAUGCACUACCGAGAUGGAGAAGCUGAUUCAGGAGCUGCAGGAGGUCAAAGGUCAAUCAGAGGCUGCUAAGGAAGAACUGGACAGCUGUAGAAAUCAAAAUCAGAAUCUGCAGGAACAGAUACAGCUUAAGGAGGAUAUACACAGGCUCAGUGAAGCCUCAGAGCGCAGGAGUGAAAAAAACACUACAGUGAUAUCAGCACUUCAGCAGGAGCUGCAGGAGGUUAAAGGUCAAGCAGAGGCUACUGAAGAGGAACUGAACAGCUGUAAAGAACUCAGCCAAAGACUUCAGGAACAGAUUCAGGAGCGAGAGAUGACGAUCGCUCUGUUGAAGGAUCAGGUGCACAGGGCAACUGAUGAAGUGGACAGUUCUCAGCUGCUUCAGGAGCUUCAGGAGGUCAAACACGAAGCAGCAGCGACUAAAGAAGAGCUGAACAGCUACAUAGAGCGGAGCCUCAAGCUGCAGGAGCAGAUACAGGCUCGAGAUGCAUCUAUAGCCCAGCUGAUGGAGGAACUCCAGCAGCUCCGUACAGCUUUAACCAAAUCAGAAGAGAAAGACUUAGCUUCCUCCAAGAAGAAAACCGGACGAGAUCAUCACGGAAAGGUCAAAGGUGGCAGCACAGCCAGAGACAAGGACAGACAGUCUCUCUCCAGGAAGAACUCCAGUACUCCACCUUUGGCUCCUUCGGCUAAUGGCUCUCCAGGUGUGUCCACUGUGGACGUGGGGACACAGGUGGAGGGGGCGGAGCUGGGGGCAGAGCUGGAGGAAGUGAUUGGCGAGUACACGGAGCGCAUCGGGCAGAUCCGGGAGCUGCACGCGGCCGAGAUCAUGGACAUGGAGAACAGGCACAUUGCAGAGAGCGAGAGUUUGAAGAAGGAGAACCAGAGACUGGAGCAGGAGUGUAACAUGCUCAGAGAUAGCAUUAACAAACUCCGCCCCAUACAGGUUGUGAGACCGGAUCACUCUGCGUCCUCCCCAUUCAGAGACGGAUACACCAGCGACAGCAGCUCAGAGGUGGGCUCAGAGUUCAGGAGCACACCUGAAGGGGCACGGCCAGACGACACACACCUGCCUGACAGGAUUAAGGCUCUCCUCAGGGAGGUCCAUCAGGAGGGAAUGCAGGUUCUCUCUCUGUCUGAGCUGACUCUGUGUGACGACUCUGCAGACCGCAGCAGCCUGUUAGCGCAGAUCACACACCUCCAAGCUCAGCUCGCACAGCUACAACAGGACACACACACCACCCAGCAACUGCACCACACGCUGGGCAUGACAGAGAAACAGGCAGGAGAGAGAGACAGAGAGACAGAUGAGUGUGAGAGGCUGAAGGCCGAGCUGGCUCAGGUCAAACUGGAGCUGAAGACGUCACUGAAAACCCAACACACACACCUGAGAGAGCUCGACACACUCAGGGCCGAGGUGUCUGCGAAGGCAUCUGAGCUGGACGCAGUGAGUGACCGCCUGGCAGAGGAGCAGCGGCGGGCGAGAGAGCUGCAGUGGGAGGUGGAGAGAGAGAGGAGCAAGGCGGACAGGAGGGCUGAGGGAGAGAGGGAGGAGCUGGAGGAUAUGAGACUCGCUCUGGAGGAGGAGAGACAGGUUUCAGCACAGAGAGAAGCAGAACUCUCCAAAUACAUGGGCCUGUCCACACAGCUGCAGGUCCAGUUAGAAUCUCAGAACUGUCGGCUAAACGAGCUGAGCUCUGACCUUCAGAAGGAGAAAGAGCUCAAUGCAGAACUGCUUAAACACACACAGCGCCCCCUAGAGGUGGAGGACGGCAUUGCCUCUGUAGCGGACAAUGUGCUCCAAUCUCUGCAGGCCCAGCUGAAGGAAAAGCAGGCCAGCCUGGUGGAGCUGAGGGCACAGGCAGAGCAGAGGGUGCUGCAGGAGCUGGAGCAGAAGCGGCAGUGGCAGGAUGAGAGGACACGCCUCCAGAGACAGAUAGAUGAGCUCCAGAGCCUGUUGGAGGGAGAGAGGGAGCGAGAGAAGGGCAUAGAGAGACAGAAAGAAAGGCUGGAGUGCAGAGUUGCUGAGCUGAUGGAGAAGAGCAGCCACAUCGAGAGAAUGGGUGACUGGGGGUUGGGGCAGAAAUCGGACAAAACCGUGCCUCUGGACUCCAUCAGUAUACCCUUCCCGAGCACAGCAGGGGCAACAGAUCUCAGGGACAUGGGCAGCGUUAUUGCAAAGCUACAGCAAAUUGCCAGCAAAAUCAACAGGCUCACUGUGGAGGGUGCUGACAGAGAGAGCUUCAGUUGGUUACAGAGGAACAUUCAGGAUGUAGUGUCAUUCCUGCAGAAAUUCUCCUCAGCACCCCCUGCUGGACCAGAGAGUGCUGCCCUGCUGACUGGAGGUUUCUCCAGUGUGUUAACGGAGCGACUGCUGCGUCAGAACGCAGAGCUAACAGGUUUUGUCAGUCGUCUAACAGAGGAGAAGAACGAGCUGAGAAAUCAGAUUCUGAGACUGGAGGAGGAGCUCAGGAGACUGCGCCACCUUAAGGCCCAUAGCUCCCUCAGGCCUGGCUCCGAGGUCCCGGAGGGUGUGUCGGAGGUACAGAGGGAGGUGUGGAUGAGAGAGAAGAGCAGAAUGGAGAAAUCUCUCCAUCAGGCAGAGGCGGAGAUUUCACGUCUUCGGGCAGAGAUUCGCUCUGACACGGUGCGAGACCUCAGCACGGCCGAUGCUGACAAUGCGACGCUAAAGAGGAUUUAUGGAAAAUACCUGCGUUCUGAGAGUUUCCGCAAAGCCCUGAUCUACCAAAAGAAAUACCUGCUGCUGCUGCUGGGUGGCUUUCAGGAGUGUGAGGAGGCUACGCUCUCACUGAUUGCAAGCAUGACCGGCCCACAUGCGUACACACACCCCACCUUUCUGGAGUGUGUAAGUCACCGGCGCCGUGGAUACACACGCUUCCGAUCAGCCGCCCGCGUCUGCAUCGCCCUCUUCAGGAUGCGUUUUCUGGUUCGGAGAUGGCAGAAGGUGACAGGAGGAUCAAUCAACAUCAACAGGAAUGGUGUAGGACAGAGCCCAGUGAUGGAGGGGAGGAACGACUCUCCCUACCUGCAACCAUAUGGGGAGAGAAGAGGAACAAACAGAGGAAGAACAGGACGCGAGUCACCUCACACUGCACACUCCACGCAGCACAGGUAUGGAGGGAUAAGUACAGAUGGAGGAGUGUUGUGUUCUCAUCUACAGAAUUAUGAUCCAGAUCGAGCACUCUCUGAUUACAUCACCAGACUGGAGGCUCUGCAGCGUAGACUGGGGAGUGUGCAGUCAGGAUCGUCCUCGUAUACUCAGUUGCACUUUGGAAUCAGAAGAUAGAGAUCUUCAGUGAAACUGAACAAAUCAACACACACACACACACACACACACACACACAUACACCCACACAUCCACACACACACAUCCACACAUCCACACACACACAUCCACUCAGUUGCCUUUUAUCACACUGAGCUGCUGUGCUUUUGUACAUAUAAUUAAUGUGGAUUCACUAUUUGAGGGACCAAACACACACGCGCGCACACACACACACACACACACACACACACACACACACACAGUCGUCUGUACAUUAGGAGUGUUUGUUAUGUUUGCAGUUUACAGUAAUCCUGUUCUAUGUGUACAUGUGUGGGAAUGCUAAUUUAAGUUAAUUUAUAGAGUGGAUGUGGUGUACAGGGUGUUUGGGUUUCUCGCUCGCUGCUGCUGGAUUCGUGAUAACACCGACACCGUGUGUGUGUGAGAUGACACACUGUUCACAGCUGAAGGUCACGGGACAAACAUUUAUCAUUUGAUGGAGAUGAUACGACUCGAUGUGAUUAGCAGUGUGUGUGCGUGUCAGGGAGCUGCAGUGCGUCGUCAGUGUUAUCACACACACUAACACUGUUUUAUUAGCCGGCUCUCCAGAAGCGAACACAGAGGACACUUUGUAGAAGACAUAUUUUUGUAAAGGCAGGAGCUUUGACUUUUAUGGGUAUUUUGUCAACACUGAAAUAAAGAUUAAUAUAAUAUUUCAACAGUA
Molecule: messenger RNA, 12326 nt
Organism: Pangasianodon hypophthalmus (striped catfish)
Lineage: Eukaryota; Metazoa; Chordata; Actinopteri; Siluriformes; Pangasiidae
Gene: akap9
Product: A kinase (PRKA) anchor protein 9
Biological process (GO): signal transduction
Molecular function (GO): molecular adaptor activity
Source: RefSeq, a predicted model, not a curated record